Messenger RNA from Sporothrix schenckii 1099-18, 564 nucleotides. RefSeq lists its product as uncharacterized. The transcript has a single exon. NCBI's taxonomy places the organism in Eukaryota, Fungi, Ascomycota, Sordariomycetes, Ophiostomatales, Ophiostomataceae. The coding region runs from base 1 to 564 and encodes 187 amino acids. The record is from RefSeq and is a predicted model, not a curated record.
AUGGUGGCCCCUCAGAGCACGCUGGGUCAGGGACGAAACUGCUAUUUUCUGGCGGUGCGGCCCAGUGCGGCCCUUUGGCGGUCUGCGGCCUGGGGAUUCGGUGCCUUUCUGGACGCCUGUCGUGAAUAUGACCAGCCAACAGCAGCACGCGGUUUCAGCCUCAUCGGUUCGACACUUCGCGCGGGGCGCCUGCGGGUCGGGACACACCCUCAAAGACAGACGCCCGGCCUUGCCCCUGUUCCCUCUGCCCUUCUUGCGGAAGAUAAGGCAACCAAUGGCAUCAUGGCAGCAGCGCAUACAAAUGGUUGCGCGGAUGAGGUCCACCGCCUUUUUCUUAUUUCGGUGUUGGCUCGCGUACUGAAAGGAAACGACAAAAGUCAGAGGGAAGAAAAAGACGAAGAAGGAGAAGAAGAAAGAAUUCAAAUGAAGGUGCAGACCGAUUCUCCUCGUUGCCAUGAGCCGGCUGGCAAUUGUCCACCUUCCACUACCCGAAACCAGUUGGUGUUGGCGUGUGAAUAUGAAAGAUGGAGACGAUCGCUUCUGCGCCCACCCAGCCUUCUCUAG